Molecule: messenger RNA, 546 nt
Organism: Pteropus alecto (black flying fox)
Lineage: Eukaryota; Metazoa; Chordata; Mammalia; Chiroptera; Pteropodidae
Product: ubiquitin thioesterase OTUB1-like
Exons: 2
Biological process (GO): protein K48-linked deubiquitination; negative regulation of double-strand break repair
Cellular component (GO): nucleus
Molecular function (GO): ubiquitin binding; cysteine-type deubiquitinase activity
Source: RefSeq, a predicted model, not a curated record
AUGCCUAGAGAAUUUGUAAUUGGAGAGCUGAACUGGCCUGAGAAGCCAGAGAAGGCUUCCCUGAAGAAUAGUUCAAAGCUGUCUGCCAAGAUUAAAGAGGACCUGGUGUUCCAACGCUUCACCAAGUUCACAAUUAAAGAUUUCCACAACAUAUUCACAGACUUGAUUGAGCAGGUAAAGAAGCAGACCUCAGUAGCCUAUCUGCUGGCCUCCUUCAAUGACCAGAGCACCUGCAACUACCUGGUAGUUUACCAGCAGCUGCUCACUUCAGGCCACCUGCAGCAUAACAGCAAGUUUUCUGAGUACUACAUCAAGGGUGUGUGAACUGUGAAGGAGUUCUGCCAUCAGGAGGUGGAGCCCAUGUGCAACAAGACUGAUCACAUCUACAUUAUCACGCUGGCCCAGGCCUUCAGCGUCUCCAUCCAGAUGGAGGACAUAGACCAUGGUGAAGACAACACCACCAGUCUGCACAUUUCCUCUGAGGGCUCUGAGCCAAAGUUCUACCUUCUCAGCUGGCCUGGACACUACAGUAUCCUACUGUGUUAA